GGAAGAAGAAAGGACGUUAUUCUGGAUAGACGUUUUCGAAAUCUUCCGAUGAAAUGCAGGGGGAUUUUCCGAAAAGAAAUCUAUAAGCAAUACGUCCUUUAACAAAAAAACUUUCCCUAUAUGACCUGGAGCCUAUGCAGUAUGCAGUCCUGCACAGUCUACGUACAAAUAAUAAUAUGAAUGUCACUACGAGCCCUUGGUCAAAGAAAACUGGGUGAACGGGGUUUUUUUUUCUUCCCGGAGAGGACAGACGGUUGGGCGCAAGGAAAGAGUCCUUGAAUCACCACGAAAAUGCUUUGUGAACCAACGCCGUCACACUGAAGUCUUCGACAUUAUUAGAAUCACACCUUGUGGACGAUGUAUAAAAGUGGAGGCUACCAAAUUUCAAAGCACAGUUGACAGUUGUUCUCUGUGUUGGCUGGCAAACUGAUUCAACAUGCCCAAGGUUAACGUAAAUACCAUGAAAUGUUUUCUGUUAUUCGGAUUGGUGCUAAUCCAUGGCACUGAAGCAACCAAAGGAAAAGGAAGAGGCGGAGGUUACGGUGGAGGUAUGAGCUACGGCGGCGGAGGACACGGAGGUGGAGGUUAUGGCGGCGGUGGGCACGGAGGCGGCGGUGGAGGAUACGGUGCUGCACCUCCCCCACAAAUAAUUUAUAUCCCUGCCCCUCAGCCUAUCAUUGUACCGGCUCCUCAACCAAUGGUUCAUCACCAGCCAGCACCUAGGCCUGCACCUUCUUACGGUGGGCCAAGUGGAGGUCAUGGAGGGGGUGGUUAUGGCGGAGGUCAGAUGGGAGGUGGUUCCUACGGAGGAUCAGCAGGAGGUGGACAUAGAGGUCCCCAAUCUAGCGGUUACGGAGGCUCUUCAGGAGCUGCACCUGUCCACGUACAUGUUCACGCUCCUGCUCCGGUCGCUGCACCAGUUCAUCACGCGGCUCCGAUGCCUUCUUAUGGUGGGGGUAGUCACGGAGGACAAGCUGGUGGCUACGGAGGAGCUGUAGGAGGUGGACAGGGGGGUAGUCAGUCCUCUGGCUAUGGAGGAUCGAUGGGUGGUGGACACGGAGGCCAUGGAGGACCGGCAGGUUAUGCUCCUGGUCCAGUCGCUCCACCACCUCAUCAGGCCCCAAUGCCUUCUUACGGAGGUUCUGUAGGAGGAGGUCAGGGCGAACAAGCUGGUGGCCAUGGAGGUGCAACAGGAGCAGGGCACGGUGGACAAGCUGGUGGAUAUGGAGGCUCUGCAGGAGGAGGUCAUGGAGCUGGUGGUUACGGUGGAUCAGUCGGAGGUGGUUAUCCUUCUGCCCCGGUAGCCCCACCUCAUCAGCCGGCUUCAGUCGCCUCUUACGGCCCUCCACCCCAAUCCGCUGGAGGAUACUAGAUCAUUUUCAUCCAUCCUAUUGCUCCAAUUUCAAAAUCCAUUUCGAACGUUUUCCUACCAAAGCAGUCAUUCAACUCUUUUGUAAACGCCGUAUAAAUAUUUUGCGUGGUUUGUAAUAAACGGAUUACUUCAGUA
Daphnia magna is the source of this 1507-nucleotide messenger RNA. Its product is annotated as glycine-rich cell wall structural protein 1.8. The record is from RefSeq and is a predicted model, not a curated record. The coding region runs from base 437 to 1372 and encodes 311 amino acids. The transcript is spliced from 6 exons. NCBI's taxonomy places the organism in Eukaryota, Metazoa, Arthropoda, Branchiopoda, Diplostraca, Daphniidae.